AUGGAGUCGCCUGGUGGUUACCAAUUGGUUGGUAGAACCGUUCCUCUUUGGGAUAAGCUUUCCCUUGGUGUUCACACCGGAAAGUUCAACGAGGGUAACCCUUGGAUGCUAACUCCAUUUGAUCAGGUCAGCUUCUAUCCUGUCACUGAGAAAGAGUUGGACAAAAUUUGUGACGAUUGGGAGCACGGUUUCUUUGACGUUCAAAUGACAAGCUCCGUCUUUGACCAUACCAAGUAUCUUCAGUGGGUUCAAGAACACACCGAUUCCAUUGAGACUUUUAAGAAGAGUCAGAGUGGUGAAAAGAUGGAAGAGUUUAGUAAAUUAAUCAAGGUUGCCAAUAGUGAUUUAAAGAAAUCUAGUGUGGACGUUGAAAAGCCAAUGGAAAAUUGGCCUGAUGAUGCAGAAAUGGUUUAUUCCGAAUACUCUGGACGUUUUUGGAAACCACUUGUCAAAGAAGGUGAUGUUGUGGAGAAAGGCCAGGGACUUGUGGUUAUUGAAGCUAUGAAGACUGAGAUGGUUGUCAAUGCUACAAAAGCCGGUAAGGUCCUGAAAGUUCUUCAUAAAAAUGGUGAUAUUGUCGAGGCGGGUGAUUUGGUUGUUGUGCUACAAUGA
Brettanomyces bruxellensis is the source of this 612-nucleotide messenger RNA. Its product is annotated as urea amidolyase. The coding region runs from base 1 to 612 and encodes 203 amino acids. Gene Ontology annotation, molecular function: methylcrotonoyl-CoA carboxylase activity; urea carboxylase activity. Lineage: Eukaryota; Fungi; Ascomycota; Pichiomycetes; Pichiales; Pichiaceae. Gene Ontology annotation, cellular component: mitochondrion. The transcript has a single exon. The record is from RefSeq and is a predicted model, not a curated record.